AUGUCCGUCCGUUUCCUCACCGCGCAACUGGCCCAACAGAUUGAUGAGGAGCUUAUGAACGCGGUUGGAGCGUUCAGUUUGGAUCAGUUGAUGGAGCUGGCUGGGUUAGCCUGCGCCCAAACACUAUCUACGGUGUACAGCAAGGAAAAGUAUCCGAAAGUCUUGGUAUGCUGUGGAUCAGGAAACCAAGGAGGAGAUGGAUUAGUUGCGGCUAGACAUCUUGGAAUGUUUGGUUACGAGCCAACGAUAUACAUGCCCAAGCCAGGCUCCAAAGACAUCUAUCAGGUCGCGCCUGCAAAACAAUGCAUCAAUAUGGGCAUCUCCAUCAUUCCACCCCCAGCAUCUGCUGAGGAGCUGCCUCGCGUCCUCCAGUCCUCGAACGUUAUCCUGGAUGCCAUCUUCGGGUUUUCGUUCAAACCGCCAGUACGGGCAACCCUUAUAUCUGCAUCCGGGCUCCCGAUUGUCUCGGUAGAUAUUCCAAGUGGAUGGGAUGUCGAACUCGGAAAUGCAGAAGGCGUCGGGCUGAAUCCUGACGUCCUGCUCAGUUUGACAGCGCCAAAGAUAGGAGCAAAAUACUUCAAGGGAAGGCAUUUCCUCGGAGGGCGUUUCGUGCCAAAGGCAAUGCAGGAGAAGUUCCAGCUCAAUCUUCCCGAGUAUCCUGGAUUCGAUCAAAUUGCGGAACUACCGAGGAACUAUAGGAUGUAGCUUUUAUCUAUGGUACUUAUGACAUGGGUAGGAGUGACAAGACGGUUGCACCGUCAAAUGUGAAUGCAAUCAGACAGACGAACCUCGUAACUCCGAUGAAGGUCCUCUUUCCAGCCUCCCACGCCUACCACAUGUAAUGGUUUUUCGUCGAGAACUGCAAACUUUCAUGGGCGCCUGUCCAGCAAUGAUAGCAGAUACCAUAGGAUGAGGUCGAAUCAAUGACGCUCAUAUGUGAGUGCAUGCCAACAGAUAAGUUUUGAAUCAUUCUCUUGAAAGCAAUGAUUGGGCCGAAGUCAUUUGCUGGGAUAUCGUUUAUAAGUUUCAUAUUCCUCGAUAGCAUUGUAGUGGCGCUGACGCCAGCCCCCGACUUGCUUAUUCCUAGCAUGUUCUGCAUUCACCGAAGCAUGCAUAACGGGGGGAAAAGCGAGAAUCAUUGACAAACCUCUAACAAAGGUG
Molecule: messenger RNA, 1161 nt
Organism: Suillus subalutaceus
Lineage: Eukaryota; Fungi; Basidiomycota; Agaricomycetes; Boletales; Suillaceae
Product: YjeF N-terminal domain-like protein
Exons: 8
Coding region: 1-705 (234 amino acids)
Cellular component (GO): mitochondrion
Molecular function (GO): NAD(P)HX epimerase activity
Source: RefSeq, a predicted model, not a curated record